Prorocentrum cordatum is the source of this 384-nucleotide messenger RNA. The record is from the annotation of a GenBank genome assembly. Lineage: Eukaryota; Dinophyceae; Prorocentrales; Prorocentraceae.
AUGAUUGACGUCCCCACCAGCUGCGUCGGUUUCGUGACGGGCGCCCAGGGCAGCUUCCUGCGGGCGUGCGAGGAGGAGUGGGGGACGCUCAUGUUCUUCUGCGACUUCCAGGGCCCUCCGCGCGACGGAAACGGCGUGGAGCGCCUCGCCAUCUUCGGCCUGAAGCACGGCCGCGAGGGCUCGAAGCUGAAGGUCAUGGCGGCCGUCGAGACGAAGAUGCCCGGGCACUUCACCAAGGGGCUCGGCGAGACGCGCAGCGAGGACGAGUGGGGCACGGACACGCUGCCGCUGGGGAGCGAGGAACUAUCCUUCGUUCUCGGCAAGGAGGGCAGCACGAGGAAGAAGCUGGCCCGCGCUAGCGGCGGGCGUUGGGACUGCAAACCC